AUGGAAAUAAUUGGUGGCAAUCAAUGGAAUAAGGGUAAAGGAGUCCAGGGGCAAAAUGGGAAAAAUCAAGGUGCGAAUGGAAGAACUAAUGGUUUCAAUUUUGAACAGGGGCAGAAUAGUAAAAGUACUAAUUUUUCGAGCAAAAUCAACAAUGCUGGGAUCGGUACAGGUGGAAAUAAUUUUCAGGGGAUUUCUCAUGUGUUCUCCUCUCAUAAGGAACUUAAUUCGAAUAUUGAAAAGAGAAAAAACAUUGGCAGUGGGCUGAAGUAUGUUCCAAAGUGUGGAGAUGAUUUUAAGAUUAGCUCUAACUUUGAUAAAAUCCCAAAUGUUGAGAAACAUCAAGAUCCUGCGAUUAUUUUAUCUAGCAAUAAAUUUGAUGUUUUAAAGGAUUUGGAAGAUGAUAAUCAAAUGGAUUUUUCCAGAAGUAGUGUUCAAGGAAUUGAUCUUGAUUACUUGGAUACUGUUGAUCAAAUGGAAGUUAUAGGUGCUAUUCUCGAGUCUCAAGUUAGCUCUAAUAAACUCAAUGAGAAGUGUGAUAAGAUUUUUGGGAAUUGGAAGUGGACUGCUAUUAAGGGGAAUUUAGGGCGUACUUAUCGCAUUAUUUUGGGAUGGAAUUCUCUUCUUUUUGAUGUUAACUUGAUUGAUCACAAUGAUCAAGUUAUUCACUGUAAAGUUUGUUUUCCCUCAAACAAUAAGUAUGUUUUCUGUUCCAUUGUUUAUGCAGCCAAUAAGUACAUUGAUAGAAGAGCUCUGUGGUGUUCCCUUGUGCAUCAUAAAGGUUUCGUCAAUGAUGAUCCGUGGAUUAUUGGAGGUGAUUUCAAUGUCACUCUUAAUCCUUGUGAAAGUUCUGCUGGAUCUUCCAAAUUUUCUAAAGGGAUGGUGGAAUUUCAUGACUGCAUUAAUACUCUUGAAAUUCAAGAUAUUAAUUGUAAUGGAUUGAAUUUCACUUGGAAUCAAAAACCUAAAGGAGUCAAUGGAAUUAUGAAGAAACUUGAUCGUGUCAUGGGCAACUGUAAACUUCUGGAUCAGUUCCCUUCAAUUUGUGCUUCUUUUCUUCCUUAUGGGAUUUCCGAUCAUAGUCCGGUCAUUAUUAAAAUUCCUUUAAGAACUAAAUUUAAGGGGCAUUUUUCGGAAAAUGUAAAUCAUUUUCGUAAGGAGCUGGAAGCGGUUCAAGCGGAUUUGGAUUUGGAUCCUUAUAAUUCUCAUCUUCGUGAUUUGGAGGCCAUCUUUCUUGGUGAAUUUAAAAAAGCACAUGAUAAGGAGGAGAAAUUCUUAAAACAAAGAGCUAAAAUCCAAUGGCUAAAGGAGGGUGACAGCAAUUCUAAAUUUUUUCAUAGAAUUGUUGAAGGAAAGAUGCAUAAAAACAGAAUUGAAGCUGUAAUGAAUUGUCGUGGAGAGUGGCUGGAAGGUGAAGCUGUUUAUAAAGAAUUUGUUGACUAUUUUCAGGAUUUUCUUGGAAAAGAGGUGACUUGUGAUGAGAUUUUUCUGCCUGAUUCUCUUUUUAUUAAAAAGCUGGACCUCAUUGAUGCUGUUGAGAUGGUCAAGAUUGUCUCAAAUGAAGAAAUUAAAGCUGCUCUCUUUGACAUAGAUGAUGAUAAAGCUCCUGGUCCGGAUGGGUUUUCGGCUAAAUUCUUCAAAUCCAUGUGGGCUAUUAUUGGAGAGGACUUUUGUUUGGCUGUCAAGGAAUUUUUUGCUAAUGGGAAAAUUCUCAAGGAAAUAAAUUCUACUGUCAUUGCUUUAGUCCCUAAAGUUAAUUCUCCUGGGAAAGUGAGUGACUUUAGACCUAUUUCAUGUUGUUCUGUCAUUUACAAAUGCAUCAGUAAGAUCAUUGUUGGAAGAUUAAGAAAUCAUUUAUGUUCUAUUGUCGCGGAUAACCAAUCUGCUUUUAUUCCGGGAAGAUCCAUCACUGACAAUAUUCUCCUAUCCCAAGAAUUGGUUAGGGGUUAUCACAGAGAUCGUGGUUAUUCUAGAUGUGCUCUCAAAGUGGAUAUCCAGAAAGCGUAUGAUACGGUGAAUUGGUCAUUUCUUCAAAAUAUUCUUUUUCACUUUGGAUUCCAUCCGGCGAUGAUAAAGUGGAUCAUGCAGUGUGUGAGCUCUCCUUCAUAUAUGAUUAGUAUGAAUGGAUCCUUUCACGGAUAUUUUGACGGAAAAAGAGGUCUCCGUCAGGGUUGCCCACUAUCUCCUUAUCUUUUUACCAUGGUGAUGGAAAGUUUUAAUUUGAUUUUUCAAAGAAGAAUAAGGAAUGAACCGUUGUUCAAGUAUCAUUGGAAAUGCAAGAAACUCAAACUCACGCACCUGUGUUUUGCGGAUGAUCUAAUGAUCUUCUGUCAUGGAAAUAAAGCCUCUGUCAGAGUGAUUAAAGACAGCCUUGAUGAAUUCGCUAAGGCUAAUGUGAAGAGGAAAAUUCUUAACACUCUUCCCUUUGUUGAAGGGAAGCUCCCAAUGAGAUAUUUGGGUAUUCCCCUCAUUUCUACGAGAUUGUUUAUCCGUGAUUGCAAAAGACUUGUUGAUAAAGUCCGAUGCAGAAUUGGUGAUUGGAGAAACAAAUAUCUUUCUUAUGCGGGGAGACUUCAGCUCAUCUCUUCGGUUUUGUAUUCCCUUCCUGUUUAUUGGGCUUCUUGUCUCCUUAUUCCAGCCUCUAUCACUAAGGAAAUUGAGAAACUGAUGAAGAAUUUUUUGUGGGACUAUGAUGAAUCUAAGAAGGGAAGAGCCAAAAUAUCCUGGAGAGAUUUUAUCCAUUCCUUGUGGGUUAAAUGGAUAAACAUUCAUGUUCUUAAAGGUAGAAGCUUUUGGGAUGAUAAGGAAAAACAGGAUCUUAGCUGGAGUUGGAGGAGCUUGAUUAGAUUGAGACCCAAAUUUAGAAAUCAUUUUUUUACCAAGAUCGGGAAUGGGGCUAACUCUUUUAUGUGGUCUGAUGAUUGGCAUCAAUUGGGUGCUUUCUCUCAUGUCCUCUCUCCUAGAGAGAUUGCUAGUGCUGGUUUCAGAAUUUCUGACAAGGUCAAGGAUGUUAUUGUGGACAAUUCUUGGUUCUGGCCUCCUGAGUGGCUCAUUCUUAUUCCUCAAUUGAAUGACUAUCAAUUGCCGAUUCUUGAUCCAAUGGUGGCUGACAGAGUUUUAUGGAGGAAAAGGGAUGGUCAAGUGGUUGAAUUUGAUAUUCAUCAAGUUUGGAGUGACCUAAAUUUUUGUGGUCAGAAGGUUCCUUGGGCUCAUCUUGUUUGGUUCAAACAACGUAUCCCUAGGCUUAGCUUCAUUUUAUGGCUUGCUAUCCAAGAGAGAUUGAUGACUCAGGAUAGAAUGAGAUUUUGGGAUAAAAAUAAGAAUCUCAAGUGUGUUUUUUGUAAUAUGCAGCCUGACUCGCAUAACCAUCUAUUCUUUGAAUUCUCGUAUUCUUCUCUUGUCUGGAAAAUGGUGAAAGAUAAAGUGGGAAUUACUAGUAAUUCUCAAGGAUGGAAAGAAUUAAUUGAAGAAUUUCAAGAUUUGUUAAAAGGGAAAAGCAUCCAAGUUUUUAUCAUGAAGAUUGCUUUUGCUGCUUCUGUUUAUUUCAUUUGGAGAGAAAGAAACUGCAGGCUUUUUAGAAAUGGAAAGUCUGAGGAGUUGAAAAUUGCUUUGAACAUCUUUGAAGAAAUUCGUUUAAAACUUAUUGGUCUCAAAGGUGUUUUUUUGGGUUUUGAUAAUGUUGUCAAGAGGAAGUGGGGUGUUCCGGUUGGUGACAAAAAUCAUGAUUUUUUGAUGAUUAAAGGAAUUGACGGGUUUGGGUUUAACAAUUUUCCUUUAAAAAUUGUUUUGCUUAUCGGUUUUAUCCCGAUUUUCUUGAGGAGUAUUCCUUUAGAUGUGGUUCUCAACUUGCAAAUGGGUUUUAUCCCCAUUAUUGGUUGUUUUCCUCCUUGGCAACUUGGAGUCUCCACUUUGGUGGGUGCCACUGCUAGUUCGAUUAGCAAGUGGUGGGAUAAUUACCCAUCAAUACCAGGGAUUGGGUACGUUUUCCUUAAACUGUACCACAAAUGGGUUGGUUGUUUCCCUUGUAAUUAUAAAAACAACCACUUUAUGGCUUUAUGGUAUAAUUGUAUGGUUACUGCUAUCUGGUUUAUCCCGGAUUUCAUUGGAAUUUUUUCCUUUGAAGUGGAUUUUUUCUUAUUGCAAUUGGGUAUGAUCCCCAUUAGUUGGUGCUUUCUUCCUAGGCAACUAGGAAUCUCCACGUAUGUGGGUGCCACUGCUAGUUCGAUUAGCAAGUGGUGGGAUAUUCACCCGGCAAUACACGGGAUUGGGUACGUUAACCUUAGACUGUACCACUCACAGGUUGGUUGUUUCCUUUGUAUCCAUAAAAACAACCACUUUUGGAGCCUUAUGGAUCCUUUUUUGUUAAUUGCUUUCUGGUUUAUCCCAGAUUUCAUUGGAAUUUUUUCCUUUGAAGUGGUCAAUUCUUUAAAACAAACGGGUUUGAUCCCCGUUAGUUGGAAUUUUCUUCCUAGGCAACUAGGAAUCUCCACUUUAGUGGGUGCCACUGCUAGUUCGAUUAGCAAGUGGCGGGAUAUUUACCCGUCAAUACACUGGAUUGGGAAUCGUCUCAAGAAUUUUGUGAUGGAUAAUGGGCUUAUCUAUUGGAGCUUAUCGGAUUUUAAAGUGAAGAUUGGGAAGAAGUUCAAUAAUUGCAUUUUGGAGAAGAUUGGGAAGAAUUGCAUGAAGAAUAAAGCUCAAAGUUCAAAGUUGAUUGCUAUUUUGGGUUUUAGUUUGGUUUGGAGAACUUUGAAAGCUAUUGAUGAUUUGAUUGAAUUGGCCAAUGAUUCUCUUGAUUUGGAAGCUCCUUGGAUGUAUUGGAAGAUUAGCAUUAUUCAAACCUUGGAUUAUUUGUUUGAGUAUGAGGCCAUUUUUUGGGGUUUGACUUGGUGGAGGAUUAAAAGCUACAUGAAGAUUGAAGAUUUUGAAGAUUUUGAUGAAGUUAAGGCCGACAAAAUCGAAAAUGGUGGGAGUGAGAUUGCGAGGUCUUCAAAUGGUUCUGAAGUCGAUGUUAUGGCCCCGCUAAUGGCUCCAUUGGUUAAUUACAUCACGAUUAAGAAGGAAGAGAUCUCAAUUGAAGAUUUGAGUUCCCCUGUUCUUGAAUUUGAAAAGGAUAUCACGCAAUUUUGUAGCCCAGGAGAGAAGGAAGCGAUGAUGUUAUUUUGGAAUGGAUUAACUAUGAGCGAAAAGGAAGGAUUCGUCCAUGGCUUAAGGUUUAUCAAGAAAAAAUACAACAAGGAAGGUGAGUUUGAUUCUUCUUAUGAUGGUUCUAUUGAUAAUGUCGAGAAACUCUCCUCUGUUAGUCAAAGGAAUGAUAUUCUGAUGAACUGGAAAGAUCUCAAUCAAAAGAAGAAGGAGAAGGUGGUUCAUAAAUUGUGUACUAGCAAAAUAAAAAAACAGGUGGAAGCUAAUUUUGGGAAGAACCGUGUGCCCUUUAAAUCUUCUGCUUCUUUGUUUCCUGUGGUAAUUGAUAUGAAGAAGACAUCCGAUUUUGAAGCUUCGGAUGGAUUGCAGAAAGUGGGAGAAACUGUGUUAAACCUCAUUCCUGAAGGUGUCCCAAUCUCGAAUAAUAAUACCCCUGUGAUUGUGGAUCUUCAAGAAAUUUGUUCUAUGCGAUCACAGGACAAGGAGAAGAAGGUAAAGAAGAAGAUUGAAAUUGAUGAGAUAGUUAAUCAACAACUUGAACAAGUUUGUAAUGAGAUUAUCUUUCACUUUCCUAGCAAGUUUAAUCACUUAGAGCUUGCUAAUGAUGGUGAAUUUAAAUUCAAGUAUGUUGAUGCUGAUGAAGAGGAGUAUGAGGGACAAAUGAAUAUAGAUGAUAAGGAAGAGAUUAGAACAACUGGUUAUAAUACAAAUGGAGGGCUUCUUAUAACCGAGGAUAUGCUGGAAGAAAUGAAGGCUAGUAAUGUCAAGGGUAAGGAGGAGAAGUUUAUCCCUGUGCAAAAUUCUGUGGAAGAAAAAAAUGAUGGAAAAGUUUCGUAUGCUAAAAAAAUGAGUGGAAAGAAAAUGAAUGCAGCAAAUCUUAUCUCUAAAGUUAAAAAGAAUGUUGAUCUUCCUAAAGGAGUUGUGGAAAUGCCUAUUAGUGACAUUCUUAAAGGCUGCAGCCCUUUCAAGACAACGUUGUAUGGUUAUUUUAUUGACAAACAUGUUAACUUUUUCAAUGUUAACAAGUUUGCUCACAAUAUGUGGAAGAAAUAUGGCUUGGAAGAGGUUAUGGUAAAUGACGAAGGGAUUUAUUUUUUCAGAUUCAGCUCAGAACAAGGUCUUCUUUCGGUGCUGGAAGGGGGAGUGUGGAUGAUCUAUGAUAGUGCUCUCAUUAUCCGAAGAUGGACCACAUGUGUUAGCUCAGUUAAAGAUCAGCAUGAUAAAAUUCCUGUUUGGGUUAAGAUAUAUAAUGUACCCUUGGAGUAUUGGAAUGGGACAGGAUUGAGCCAUAUAGCUUGGGAGAUUGGAAAGCCUCUAGAUGUUGAUGCUCAUACUGCCAAAAUGUGUCAAGAACAUUGGGGAAGACCGGCUUUUAUGAGAAUUUUAAUUGAAAUGUCUGCAGCUAAAGAUUGGCUUAAAGAGGUGCUCAUUUACUCUUUGGACUUAACCACAGGUGAAAGAAUUCUCUCCAAAUGUAAGAUAGAAUAUGCUUGGAAUCCUUCUAAGUGUUCUCAUUGUAAAGUCUAUGGACAUACGGAUUCUAAAUGUGGAAUAUUAUUAGCUAAGGAAGCAAAGGAAAGCAAUAUUGCGACUGGGAAUGAGGAAAAUAAGGAUGGAAAGAAACUAGAUUUAAUGGAGGUUCUCAUUGCUAGCACGAAAAAAGUGGAAGAAGACAGUGAAGGGUUUCAACUUGUUAGUAAAAGAAAUAAGGGGAAUAAUGUGGGAGGACAAGGUAAGGAGGAAAUGGAAAAAAAGAACCAAAUGCCGGUUCAGGGGCAAAAUGGGAAUUAUCAGAGAAAUGGAAAAAAUGGGGCUGGUAUUAAUGUUGGAAGUCAGGGGCAGAAAGGGAAUUAUGGGUUGAAACAGGGGAAUAAUAAUGGGGGGAAUCAAUGGAUUAAAGGAAAAGCAGUUCAGGGGUAUAAUGGGAAAAAUUAUAGCAAUAAUGGGAAUUCUUCUGGUGGAAAAUUAGAGCAGGGGCAAAGCAGCAAAAGUAAUUAUUCUGUGAAAAAAGGAAAUGUUGUAGGAGCUGUUUCAGUGGAAAAAAGUUAUCAAAAGUUUAAUCAUAAAGAGGAGCUGGGGAAAAAAGAAGAUAAUGGGCAAAAGUAUGUUCCAAGAUCUAGUCCCGACAUAAAGAUUAGUUCAAAUUUUGAUUUGAACAAUCAGAAUGUUAUUGAUACCGGUUCUGUGGAGUUUGUUUCUAAAAAUAAAUUCGAUGUCUUAAUGAAUUUGAAAGAGGAGAAUCAAUACGGGAGUUCGAAAAGGGGUGUUGCUGAUAUCGAUCUUGAUUAUUUGGACACGGUUGAUCAAAUGGAAGUAAUUGGUGGUAUCCCUUUGUAUGAUACCAAAAUGGAAGCUGGUUCCAAUGAUGUUUAA
Molecule: messenger RNA, 7512 nt
Organism: Lactuca saligna
Lineage: Eukaryota; Viridiplantae; Streptophyta; Magnoliopsida; Asterales; Asteraceae
Source: the annotation of a GenBank genome assembly